Molecule: messenger RNA, 2391 nt
Organism: Dendronephthya gigantea
Lineage: Eukaryota; Metazoa; Cnidaria; Anthozoa; Malacalcyonacea; Nephtheidae
Product: ataxin-10-like
Exons: 14
Coding region: 87-1538 (483 amino acids)
Biological process (GO): neuron projection development
Cellular component (GO): cytosol
Source: RefSeq, a predicted model, not a curated record
GACUGAGAAAUGGUUGGAAUUUGGAAACCGACGAACUCACCGCGCGUAAGAAGGGGGCUCUAGGUACGAGAAUAACCAAAACCAAUAUGGCGGAAAAAAUUGAUUUUCAGAAAUGGAAAUACUGGUGUGAUAUUUUGACUGUUAACAGCAAUGCUCUGCUUCCUUGUGUGAAGUGGGAUGAUGUUAAAAACGCUCUCUCUGGUUUAAAAUUCUGUACUAAGGAACAACAAUACAGGUCUCAUAUAACAGAGGAAAUCAUCAAUCAAUGUAGAAGUUUAAUUGUGAAGUCAAGUUCAUUGGAUUUUGUUCAAUGCUGUGAAAUUCAGGCUGAUGCUUUUCGGUUUUUACGAAAUUGUUGUGCUGGUUCAAAAAAACUUCAAGACCAUGUAAUGUUCUAUGUAUUCUCAAUCUUAAUGGAGAUGCUUGAAAAAAUUCUGGCACAAAAUAAAGACUCAGAUGUGGUGUUGGUGAAGCAAGUUCUUAUUUCGGGAAUUCAAUUGCUGGGUAAUCUGGUUGUUGAUCAUGAAGAGAAUCAAGAAAUUGUUUGGAUGAGAUGCUCCUUUAGCUUUUUUCUGAAAAUUAUGAAAUGUCCCUCUAACGAUGCCAAGAAUUGUAUAUGUAUGGUUAUCUAUAACUGUAUGAGAAAAAACCCGAGAACUGAACUGUGUACGACUGACGAGGGACUCUCUCUUAUUAAUGAAAUUAUAAAAAUGUGUUGGACAAACGAAAGCAAUAUUGAAUGGGGGAUCUUUAUAAUCGAGUCGUCAAUUCAGAAUGGAUCUUUUCAACAAAUCUAUGUUGGUGUCAGGAAUAAUGAUCUAAAACUGUUUUUGCUCGAGUUAAUAGAGUAUAAAUUAAAAGCAAACCAAACGUAUGAUCAUUGUAUCUCCUGGAUUUCUUUGGACAACGCCCUUUAUAUCGCCAAAACAUUUGAGGAAAAUAUUAGUAAGAUCUUAAACGCUGAGAUGAAUUUUGAUGAAGAAUCAUCGAGUGAGGUUAUUCUCGUGAAUGCUUUGUUACGUUUGUUGUGUAUACUUACUUCGUUUCCAGAGGAAUACGACACGUUACGGCAGAGGAAAUGUUUACUAGAGACAACACUUUUUGCACUACGUGAAACAUCCACAGAAGCGAACAGGAAGUUCUUUAGUGAUCUAAGUAAAUUCUCAAACCCAAGCGACAGGGUUUCCAAUUCAACACACCCCGCGUUUGGUUUCAAGAGAGGUUUAAUACAGCUCACUGCUAAUACGUGUUUCCACAACAGAACGAACCAAGAUUGUGUUCGCCAUAUGGGGUGCAUACCCUUACUAUUGGAUCAUUGCAAUGUUGAUGAUUACAAUCCUUACAUUUGUCAGUGGGCAAUAUUUUGUUUACGUAACCUGUUGGAAGACAACCACAAGAAUCAAGAUAUAAUAAAAUCGUUAACAAAACUUGGAAUGGCUUCAAACAGCCGUCUCACGGAAGCCGGGUUUGUUGUGGAGGAGACCAAGGAUGGUAAACUAAAAAUCACAGGCAAACAAAACCAAGAUCCAGCACUGUAAGAAUUAUGGGUGUGCUAUUCAUGGCGGUAUGUUAAAAUUACAGAGACCAAUCUCAGCCGGAGUAAAAGGAUAACUAUAACAUUGGAUUGGAAUAUUAGAUAUUUAGAACCAAGGUAAAAACACGGCUGUAAAAUUGCAACUCUAUAUAAUCCUCUGGCUGGCAUGAAUCGAACACUUCGUCACUGCACCUUGCAGUGAUAUAGUUCCCAUACGAUUUGGCAAUAAGCUAGCUACAGAGGAUCUUGCAUAUAAACCUUUAUAAGCAGCGCUGUGACGUGUUUGCGGACAAAGCAUGUUACCUAUUGGCCAGCUGGCACUAUAGCUGGCCAAUGGGAAGCAUGUUCUAUCCGCUAACUACGUCCAGCGCGAAAUUUUAUAAAGGUCCAUAGAUAUUAAGUCGGUUUUUCACUAGGUGGAGUUUUUCGCUCGAUUUUCAUUUCAAUUGUGAGAAUUCGACCGUAGCGGAUUCCCUUCACCAGUCACAAUUGAAAAGAAAAUCGAGCGAAAAAUUGCGCCUAGUGGAAAACCGGCUUUACUAUCAUAUUUCGUGGCAUCCGGCAUAAGUCUAGCCUGUAUACCAGCCUCGUUCCCAGGCGCUUUAAAUAAAAUAAAAUAUAGGAACACUACAGGCUUUUUACAUAGAUCAGUGAAGCGCCUGAGAACGAGGCUGCCUGAAGCCUGCACACACGGAGUAAUAAUUAUCACGUUUUCCAUGUAUGGACUGGGCACAGGCUAGCAUAAGUCACUUUAUUCAGUAAUUAGAAAUUGAAAUCAGCAGACGGAUGAUAAAUGUUGUGUAUUUUAAUUUUACGAGAUAUAACCACAAUAUUUCUGACUAAAUCUAUUCGCCCAC